Molecule: messenger RNA, 1951 nt
Organism: Branchiostoma floridae (Florida lancelet)
Lineage: Eukaryota; Metazoa; Chordata; Leptocardii; Amphioxiformes; Branchiostomatidae
Product: cytochrome P450 2D4-like
Exons: 7
Coding region: 124-1668 (514 amino acids)
Biological process (GO): xenobiotic metabolic process
Cellular component (GO): intracellular membrane-bounded organelle; cytoplasm
Molecular function (GO): oxidoreductase activity, acting on paired donors, with incorporation or reduction of molecular oxygen, reduced flavin or flavoprotein as one donor, and incorporation of one atom of oxygen; heme binding; iron ion binding
Source: RefSeq, a predicted model, not a curated record
UAACACUGACAUAGUUCCUUAGAGGGUGUCUGACCAGUGCAGAGCAGACAAUCUGUUUGGACGUAGUUUUACCGUUUUCACGACUUUUUCUGUAACGUUACGUGGUCUGAAGUACACGUAGAGAUGAGUAUCUUGCUGGAAGUCGUGGCGACUGUUCGCCAUUACGCCGACGUCCCGACGUUUCUGGUGGCUGUGUGUGUGUGUCUGCUGACGUAUCUGUACCUUCAGCGGCCCAGGAACCUACCACCCGGACCCUGGGGGUGGCCGCUACUCGGGAACAUGCCCAUGUUAGCCAAGUCCGACUUUCUUCCCGCCACUUUCACGGAGCUGGCCACACAGUAUGGUGACGUCAUGACCAUUUGGACCGGCAGCGCGCCAAACAUCGUCCUCACUGGGUACGAGACUAUCCGCGCUGCCCUGGUCAAGAGAGCUGAGGAUUUCUCCAGUCGCAAAGCCCCACCAGCAAUGCUUGAUGUACGUGGAGAUGGCACGGCAAAUGGCACUAAAGGUGUCAUCUUUGCCACCUAUGGACCACGCUGGAAACAGCGGCGCAAGUUCGCCCUGAUGACUCUCCGGGACUUCGGCUUCGGCAAGCGGAGUUUGGAGGGAAAAGUCACCGAAGAGGCCAACGCGCUAGUUCAGGAAGUCCUGUCGCAAAACGGACAACCGUUCGAUUUGAAAAUCAUGAUGCAAAACGCUGUUUCUAACGUCAUUUGUUCGAUUGUCUUUGGGGACCGAUUUGAAUACGGUGACCCUGACUUUCUGCGACUGAUUCGCCUGCUGAACGCCUUUGUGGAAGCAAAGCCUACAGUCCGCGAUCUUCUGACAAUGAUUCACCCCUUGUUUCGACACCUCCGCCACAUCGAAGCAUCAAGGGAAGGGAAAUCGGUGACGAUGAUUCGGGCUCUCCAAGAGUUCUGCGGUGAACAGAUCCAGAAGCACAGGGUGACCUUUGACGCAAACGACAUCCGGGACUUCAUCGACGCAUUUCUUCUGGAGCAGCAGAGGGCUGAGGAUGGACAGGCUAAGGAGAACUAUGCCGACAGGGAGCUGCAAGAGAUACUGGUCGACCUGUUUCUGGCCGGUACUGAGACCACCGCCACCACCACCCGCUGGGCCCUGCUGUACCUGAUGCUCAACCCAGACGUCCAGGAGAAGGUUCAUCAGGAGAUAGACUCGGUGCUGGGUCAGAGCGCGCCGUCCUACGCACAGCAGAACCUGCUGCCCUACACAGCAGCGACCCUAGCGGAAGCCAUGCGAAUGAAACCCAUCGUGCCCAUUGUUGUCCGCGCACCAUCCAGGGACACCACCCUCAAGGGCUACAACAUCCCACAGGAGGCCGGCAUUAUGGUCAACCUGUGGUCCGUGCACAUGGACCCUCAGCUGUUCCCGGAGCCGAACACUUUCCAACCCGAACGUUUCCUAGAUCAGGACGGAAACUUCGUCAAACACGAGGCAGUCAUGCCGUUUUCUACUGGCCACCGAGUAUGUCUUGGUGAACAGCUGGCCAAGAUGGAGCUCUUCAUGUUCUUCGUCUCCCUGAUGCAGCGUUUCACGUUCCAUCUGCCAGAGGGCGCACCUAAGCCUUCCAUGGUGGGGUCUAUCAGGCCGGGCGUUGCCAUCAAUGUGCCAUUCCCUUUUGAAUUGUGCGCCGUUCCACGUGGAUAACUUCAACGUCAAAGUUAGUGUAUGACUAAAGAUCUUUAUCAUACAUAUAUACCCACUGGCCACAACAAAACGAUAGUUAUAGAUACAUGUAUGAAUUGCCAGGCUACUUCUAGAAGCAAAAUCUUUUUAUCGCCGCUUUCUGAUGGUAAAAAUGUAACAACAGAUAUGCAAUCAAAGUUUUGUAUUAUCUCCUUAGAAUUAUGCAUUCUUCUGUAUUCAGCUCUCUAAGUAUUCAGCUACCACAAGUUUUACUUUGAAUUACUCAAUUUUAUUGUUUUUUUAG